AUGUCAGACAAAGCCGCUUCGCUGACCAGCGACCAAAUCGAAGAGCUCCUCCUCUCGGCUCGAUACGGCGAUCUUGAGGACCUUCAAGCCACCCUCUCUCCCCUCUUCUCUAGUGCGUCCAAGGUCGCCGAGCUCCUUGCAAGCAUCCAGAACGAGGACUCCAACACACUUCUGCACUACGCAUCUGCCAACGGCCAUCUCAAAGUAGUCCAAUACCUUCUCCCGCACUCCGACCUCCCCUCCCUCCUCGCACAGAACAUCUCUGGCAACACCCCUCUCCACUGGGCAGGACUCAACGGUCACCUCGAAGUAGUCAAAGUACUCGUUGUUCACAUCGAAAAGCUCGAAAAAGAGAAUCCUGAGCAAGCAAAGAGGCUUAACCUCAUCUUCCACCCAAAGACCGAAGCAGCACCCGCAGAUGGAGAAGAGAAGGAACACGAUGGAUCAGAACGAAAGUUGUGGGAUGUGAGGAACAAGGCUGGUCGAGGACCAAUGAGUGAGGCGCAGAUGAGGGAACAGGAGGCUGUGGUCAAAUUCUUGUUGGAACGCAUGAUUGAUGGACCGGAAGGAUCGACGUUGCAGCCUGCUGAACCGCUCCCACCGAAGCCAUCAGUGGAGGGGAGCGUCGAGCAGCAGACUGAGAAGCUUAGCUUGAACAACUAG
Ustilago hordei is the source of this 663-nucleotide messenger RNA. RefSeq lists its product as uncharacterized. The coding region runs from base 1 to 663 and encodes 220 amino acids. The record is from RefSeq and is a predicted model, not a curated record. The transcript has a single exon. NCBI's taxonomy places the organism in Eukaryota, Fungi, Basidiomycota, Ustilaginomycetes, Ustilaginales, Ustilaginaceae. Gene Ontology annotation, molecular function: protein binding.